Messenger RNA from Cantharellus anzutake, 1488 nucleotides. RefSeq names its product pyridoxal phosphate-dependent transferase. Gene Ontology annotation, cellular component: cytosol. The record is from RefSeq and is a predicted model, not a curated record. Lineage: Eukaryota; Fungi; Basidiomycota; Agaricomycetes; Cantharellales; Hydnaceae. Gene Ontology annotation, biological process: L-glutamate catabolic process. The coding region runs from base 1 to 1488 and encodes 495 amino acids. The transcript has 19 exons. Gene Ontology annotation, molecular function: glutamate decarboxylase activity; pyridoxal phosphate binding.
AUGGAAAUUAGGACCAUCCUCAUCGAAAGUUUAUCUCUAAUCGACGCCGUGAAUUCCAAUCAAGAUACCGGGGUUAAUGCCUCGGCAGCGUAUCAAUUGAUCCAUGACGAAGUAGAGCUCGAUGGCUCUCCAUCUCUCAAUUUUGCGAGCUUUGUGCACACCUGGAUGCCUGACGAGGCGUUGAAGCUGGUAGUUGAGAAUAUUGCCAAGUUCGUUUUGCUUUUUUAUUCUGACCAAGAUGAAUAUCCUGCCACGAUGCAAAUUCAUUCACGCUGUAUUUCCAUGCUCUCUCACUUAUGGAAAGCGCCUAAAGGUUCUCAUGUCAUUGGAACGGCGACGGGGGGCUCUUCCGAAGCCAUCAUGCUAGGUGGUUUGGCGAUGAAAAAGGCUUGGGUGGAACGGCGGAAAGCCGCAGGAAAGGAUUACUACCAUCCAAAUGUUAUCAUGGGUGCUAACGCCCAAGUCGCAAUUGAGAAAUUUGCGAGGUACUUUGACGUCGAGGCUAAGUUGGUACCUGUCACGGAGGAGGGGGGAUAUUAUGUUGAUGAGAACACAAUUGGUGUCUUCAUCAUCCUUGGAAGCACAUACACGGGUGGCUUCGAAGACGUGCAGGAGAUGAAUGACUUUCUAGAUAAGUAUGAAGCCGAGACGGGUAUCAGUAUCCCAUCCAUGGUACUGGACGCCGCUUCCGGCGGAUUCGUUGCCCCAUUCGUAUAUCCUGGAUACAAGUGGGGUUUCGAUGUUCCGCGUGUUCAUAGCAUCAAUACCUCUGGGCACAAAUUUGGACUAACUUAUGUUGGUUUGGGAUGGAUACUUUGGAAAGAUGAGAGUCUUCUCCAUAAAGACCUCAUUUUUGAGCUGCAUUACCUUGGGUCUACGGAACAGUCGUACACGCUCAAUUUCUCCAGGCCGAGCGCGCCCAUCUUGGAAGCGGAUCUUGCGAACGCUCGCCUCUUAUCUCGUGCACUUGAGGAGUCAGGAUGGUAUAAAUGCCUCAGCAAUAUCCACAUCCCAUACAAAAAAUCCAGUAUUACGGGUGCCAUUGGCAGCGUGAUAGGCGAUCCUUCCGGUAGGGUCGACGAGGAUAAGGCGGCAUUUUAUCAGAGGGGCCUGCCAGUUGUUGCGUUCAGGUUCUCGGACGAGUUCAAGCAAAAUUACCCUCACGUACAGCAGUCAUGGAUCCAGAAUCUUCUGCGUCAAAAGCAGUGGAUCGUUCCCAAUUACAACAUGCCUCCAAAUGUGGAAAAGGUGGAAGUUCUCCGCAUUGUUGUACGCGAGAGCAUGAACCCAGACAUAAUCGAACGUGUGGCCGCGGACAUAUUGGAGAUCACGGAGCAACUUACGAAAACGGACUCCGGCGUUUUCCAAAUGCAACUAGCUUUUUCCAGCAGCAACCUGAGUCCCAACACUAUUGAGCACGAGAUUGGCAAAUUCAAAGCGGAAUCCGACGCACCAAGAGAGCAACAAACUUACUCCAGGAUCUGCUGA